Molecule: messenger RNA, 3406 nt
Organism: Ochlerotatus camptorhynchus
Lineage: Eukaryota; Metazoa; Arthropoda; Insecta; Diptera; Culicidae
Gene: Actn
Product: alpha actinin
Exons: 12
Coding region: 213-2999 (928 amino acids)
Biological process (GO): muscle cell development; actin cytoskeleton organization
Cellular component (GO): cortical actin cytoskeleton; cell projection; Z disc
Molecular function (GO): calcium ion binding; actin filament binding
Source: RefSeq, a predicted model, not a curated record
CAGUCAGUUUUUCACAAGCAAGAGUGGAAAAAAUAGCCAAUGCGCGAGGAGACUAUUUUACGUUAGUUUUGAGUUUGCUACCAACGCGAGCGGUUCGAGCGAUAUAUAAGUAGCACGUGUUGCUGGCAUUUUUCGGUUGUUUGUAUCGAUCGCUAUUGAUAAUCGACGGCUAACGUUUUUCGUUCAAAUUAUUGAAGAAACAAGCAAGGAUAAUGAUGGAAAACGGUGACUAUGCCGGGCAGUACGACGAAGAAAACUACAUGGAACAAGAAGAAGAGUGGGAACGUGAAGGUCUGCUAGAUCCUGCAUGGGAAAAACAACAGAAAAAGACCUUCACUGCUUGGUGCAACAGCCAUCUGCGAAAGGCCGGUACAUCAAUCGAAAACAUUGAAGAUGAUUUUCGCAACGGACUCAAACUCAUGUUGCUGCUGGAGGUUAUUUCCGGCGAAACCCUACCAAAGCCAGACCGCGGCAAAAUGCGUUUCCACAAGAUUGCCAACGUCAAUAAAGCACUGGAUUUCAUCGCAUCCAAGGGUGUCAAACUGGUAUCCAUUGGAGCAGAGGAAAUUGUUGAUGGCAAUCUGAAAAUGACUCUUGGUAUGAUCUGGACCAUCAUCCUUCGGUUCGCCAUCCAGGAUAUUUCAGUUGAGGAAAUGACUGCCAAGGAAGGUUUGCUGCUUUGGUGUCAGCGUAAAACUGCCCCCUACAAGAACGUUAACGUUCAGAACUUCCAUCUCAGUUUCAAGGAUGGUCUAGCAUUCUGUGCUCUGAUCCAUCGCCACAGACCAGAUUUGAUAGAUUAUUCCAAGCUUUCGAAAGACAAUCCACUUGAGAAUCUGAAUACCGCGUUUGACGUUGCCGAAAAGUUCCUGGAUAUUCCACGAAUGUUGGACCCAGACGAUUUGAUCAACACACCAAAGCCAGAUGAACGUGCCAUUAUGACUUAUGUGUCGUGUUAUUACCAUGCUUUCCAAGGAGCUCAGCAGGUUGGAUAUAAUCUGCAGAAUACCGCAAUGCCAGAUGAACGGGCUGUCAUGACCUAUGUGUCAUCCUAUUAUCAUUGCUUCAGCGGCGCACAAAAGGCGGAAACAGCUGCCAACCGUAUUUGCAAAGUUUUGAAAGUCAACCAGGAAAACGAACGACUUAUGGAAGAAUACGAACGGUUGGCUAGUGACUUGUUGGAAUGGAUUCGACGCACUAUGCCAUGGUUGAAUUCUAGACAAACCGAUAGUACCCUAGCCGGUGUGCAGAAAAAGCUUGAAGAAUAUAGAACUUACAGACGCAAGCAUAAGCCACCACGGGUUGAGCAAAAAGCUAAACUGGAGACCAACUUCAACACACUGCAAACGAAGCUGCGUCUAUCGAAUCGUCCAGCUUACAUGCCAACCGAGGGAAAAAUGGUUUCCGACAUCACUAACUCCUGGAAAGGUUUGGAACACGCAGAGAAGGCUUUCGAAGAGUGGCUCUUGGCAGAAACUAUGCGCCUCGAGCGGCUGGAGCACUUGGCCCAGAAAUUCAAGCAUAAAGCCGAUACGCACGAAGAUUGGACAAAGGGCAAGGAAGAAAUGCUGCAGUCUCAAGACUAUCGUAACUGUAAGUUAAACGAACUUAAAGCUCUCAAGAAGAAGCACGAAGCUUUUGAAUCCGAUCUGGCCGCCCAUCAAGAUCGUGUUGAACAAAUUGCGGCUAUUGCUCAAGAGUUGAACACACUGGAAUAUCAUGAUUGCGUUUCAGUGAAUGCACGGUGCCAACGUAUUUGCGACCAAUGGGACCGUUUGGGAGCCCUUACGCAGCACCGUCGCCAGGGCUUGGACGAAGCUGAACGAAUCCUGGAAAAGAUUGACUUGUUGCACUUGGAAUUCGCUAAGCGUGCUGCUCCCUUCAACAAUUGGCUCGAUGGAGCUCGCGAAGAUCUUGUCGACAUGUUCAUCGUACAUACAAUGGAAGAAAUCCAAGGAUUGAUUCAGGCUCAUGAUCAAUUCAAAGCAACUCUUGGAGAGGCAGACAAGGAGUUCAACGUAAUUGUUGGAUUAGUCCGCGAUGCCGAAGCAAUUGUCAAGCAAGAGCAAGUCCCCGGAGGUCUUGUGAAUCCCUACACUACACUUACUGCUGAUGCUAUCAGCCGAAAGUGGUCGGAAGUACGCGCUCUUGUUCCACAGCGUGACCAAACUUUGGCCAACGAGUUGCGUAAACAGCAGAACAACGAAAUGCUUCGUCGACAGUUUGCCGAAAAGGCAAACGCAGUUGGACCAUGGAUCGAACGUCAAAUGGAUGCUGUAACCGCAAUUGGAAUGGGCAUCUCUGGUUCACUUGAAGAACAACUACACCGUUUGAAAGAGUACGAACAAGCAGUGUAUGCUUACAAACCCAGCAUUGAAGAACUGGAAAAGAUCCACCAAGCUGUGCAGGAAUCGAUGGUCUUCGAGAACCGAUACACACACUAUACUAUGGAAACUCUUCGCGUUGGUUGGGAACAACUGUUAACAUCUAUCAACAGAAACAUAAAUGAAGUUGAGAACCAAAUUCUUACCCGUGAUACCAAGGGUAUCACGCAGGAACAGUUGACGGAAUUCCGUUCCAGCUUCAACCACUUCGAUAAGAAUCGCACGGGUCGUUUGGCACCAGAAGAAUUCAAAUCAUGUCUAGUUUCCCUCGGAUAUUCUAUUGGAAAGGACAAACAAGGUGACAUGGACUUCCAACGUAUCUUAGCCGUAGUCGAUCCGAACAACUCAGGAUAUGUUCAGUUUGACGCGUUCCUAGACUUUAUGACGAGAGAAAGCACCGAUACCGACACUGCCGAACAAGUGAUUGAUUCCUUCAGAAUCUUGGCAUCUGAUAAGCCUUAUAUACUACCGGAUGAACUACGCCGUGAGUUGCCACCAGAUCAGGCAGAGUAUUGUAUUCAAAGGAUGCCGCCUUUCAAGGGACCUAACGUUGUCCCUGGAGCUCUUGAUUACAUGUCAUUCAGUACAGCGUUGUAUGGAGAAAGCGAUUUGUAAUUGCCAACGCAAUUCACUGGAGAUUGUCACUUAAUAGUCAGCAAAACACAACAGAAACAACUCCGGUUAUAUGUUACAUGCCAUAUAUUGUGUUUUGAAAAAUGACCUAACAACAACUUUUACGUCGUUUAUUUAUAAUCAGCUCUUACAAACCGGUCAUUUGUUGUCUGGUGUCGCGUUUGUUGAAUUAGAAAUCCAUCCAAUGAACGUAUGAAUCAGAAUGCCAUAAAUCGAUAAAUUAUAAGAUCGUAAGGAAGAAGAGGACAAUGCUACGAUGUGUGUGAGUCGAAUUGCAAUUUGGAAAAUGUAAUCUUACAAAUCAUCUAUUUAUUUUUAUUAGCUAUCCACUAAAAUUAUUUUUUAAUAAAAAUGUGUUUUCGAAUCGACAAAACAUGCGAUUUACACAA